CCAAUGUCGCCACAGCAAUUUGGGGAAGAGAGCUCGGUCAGGUGGACAACAGUCGACUCCAUGUCCUUCACAGCCGUCCGUCAGUAAUUUGAGAUUUUUAUUUAUUUUCACAGACAAGGCACCGGUAAAAUUACGACUUUAGAAGUGUGACUAUCGCUGUUGUGGGAUCAUCUCCACAGUAUGUUAGCCUAGCCGAGCUCCGCUGCUUAACGGGACCAGUUAGGGUUUGGGUUGGAUAUUAACUUUAGCUAAGUUGAGUUUUGUUUUUGUUUUGUUUUGUUUUGUUUUGACAAAUAAAGGUUUGCUCUAACAUGGAGUCAUUUGGAGCCAUUCUUGGAUGCUCUGCAGGCAUUGCGCUGGGAGGGCUUGUGUUUGCAGCCUACAAAUUUGGCUUACUCUACCAGUUGUUUCACAAGACCGAGUCGAAGAGUCCCCGGCAUGGUGGCGAGAGCGUGGCGGAGGUGCUCCGCGCCCAUGGGGUCAAGUAUGUUUUCACCCUUGUUGGUGGACACAUUUCACCAAUCCUGGUGGCCUGCGAGAAGGUGGGCAUCCGCAUUGUGGACACCAGACACGAGGCCACCGCUGUUUUCGCUGCUGAUGCUGUGGCAAGACUCUCAGGCACCGUCGGUGUAGCAGCGGUGACUGCCGGCCCAGGACUCACCAACACAGUGACAGCAGUGAAGAAUGCUCAGAUGGCUGAAUCUCCAUUGCUGCUCAUUGGAGGAGCCGCUGGCACACUACUUCAGGGCAGAGGAGCGCUGCAAGACAUCGACCAGAUGUCUCUCUUCAAACCGCUGUGUAAGUUCUGUGCCUCCAUCAGGACUGUCAGGGAGAUCGUGCCUACUGUGAGGAAAGCCCUGGCCAUCGCCCAGUCGGGAACCCCUGGUCCUGUUUUCAUAGAGUUCCCCAUCGAUACGCUCUAUCCCUUCCAUCUUGUUUCCAAAGAGUAUGGAGUUAAGAACCCUCCCAAAGGCCUGAUGGGAAAAAUUGUCUCAUGGUACCUCAAUAACCACCUCAUGAACUUAUUUGCUGGAGCCUGGGAGACGAGAGAUGUGUCUCCACUUCCUGUUGACAUCCCACAAGCCACGGACGAUCAGUUACAAAAGUGCAUAGAACUUGUGAGCCGAGCCAAGAAACCUGUUAUUCUUCUUGGUAGCCAAGCAACACUACCCCCAACUCCAGCGGAUGGUAUCAGGAAGGCACUGGAGGACCUGGGCAUCCCCUGCUUCCUUGGGGGCAUGUCCCGUGGCAUGCUGGGUAAAGACAGUCCCAUCCACAUCAGGCAGAACAGGCGAGAUGCUCUGAAGGAGGCCGACUUGGUGCUCUUAGCAGGCACUGUGUGUGACUUCAGGCUGAGCUACGGCAGAGUGCUUAACAGACGCAGUAAGAUCAUCGCUGUGAACAGAGACAAGACGCAGCUGCUGAAGAACUCGGACAUGUUCUGGAAACCAACCGUAGCAAUUCAGGGUGACGCUGGUUCAUUCUUAGUGCGGCUUUCCAAAGGCCUGAAGGGCCAUCGCUGUCCAGAGGAAUGGCCUCAGAGCCUCAAAGCAGGAGAUCUGACCAAAGAUAAUACAAACAGGGCUAAAGCUGAUGAGAAGACCGAACACCACUUAAAUCCCUUGAAAGUCCUCCACCGCGUGGAUGAGCUGAUGUCAGAGGACAGCAUCAUCGUUGCCGAUGGGGGUGAUUUUGUUGGAAGUGCUGCUUAUAUAAUGAGACCAAGAGGACCUAUGCGUUGGCUAGAUCCAGGAGCCUUUGGGACCCUGGGAGUUGGAGGAGGAUUUGCCCUUGGGGCAAAACUGUGCCGGCCUGAGUCUGAGGUGUGGAUAGUGUAUGGUGACGGCUCCCUGGGAUACAGUGUUGCUGAGUUUGACACAUUCACUAGACACAAGACACCAGUUAUAGCUGUGGUGGGAAAUGAUGCGUGCUGGAGUCAGAUAUCCAGAGAGCAGGUUCCCAUACUCGGCAGCAACGUGGCAUGUGGCCUUGCAUUUACAGAUUACCACAUAGUGGCAGAUGGCUACGGUGGUAAGGGCUACAUUGUAGGGCGUGAGGACGAGGACAGGCUAAAUGACAUCAUCAGACAGGCUCAGAAGGAGAGCCAGGAGGGCAAAGCUGUACUUCUCAAUGUUCUGAUAGGGAAGACCGACUUUAGAGAGGGCUCUAUCUCUGUAUAGAGAAGCUGUGAUUUCUUAAAACGUUGCAAUCCUCUUCCCUUACCCUUUGGCUCUUCAUAGACUUCACAAUCAGGCUCUAUGAAGGGUUUUAGAGAAUAAGAAGAUUCUGUUGAAUGCUGUGUAGAGCCCAGCCCUGAGCAAACCUAUGCUAAUCCUUUGUGCACUUAAAGCCAUAUUUCAUUUCAGUGAUAGGAAAUGACAACAGUAUGCUGAUCUCCUAUCAGAGUUUAUGAACCAUCGGUUGCAAUAUCACUUACUUCACUCAUAAACAUCUGCAAAGACCUAAGUCUCGACUGUUAUUAUUAUUAAUACAAUAAUAAUACUAAUACUACUACUACUUCUAAUAAUAAUAGCAUUUUAAGAAGGGAGAGAAUGAAAAGUGAAAAAACCUUGCUUUCUUUAGGGAUUUCAUCUCUCCAGUAUUGUGGAGUUGACCUUCCCACAACCUAUUACAACAGAUAUUUCUUGCAAAUAAACCCGUGACUGCGAAUCAUUUGUGUGAGAGAGCAUUGGUUUAAGUUAUUAGAUGCAACCAGAAUGCCUUUUCUCCUGUUAUCUAAUGAACACGGAGGCUUUUUAUGAGGAUACAACAAUUCUUACAGCUGUAAUGUUCUUUAUCGGUUGAUGAUUUGGGAUAAAAAUGUGUUAAAUGGAUUUUUUUUUUUUGAAUGCCGAACAUAGACAAUUGAUAUGCCUUGUAAUUGAAUGUGUCUUCAACUACAUUGACAUAUAUAGAGUGAAAGUGUGUGUGCUGAUUGAGUUAUGCAUUUCAACGAUAUUUAAUACUAACUUGUAUGCGCUGAUGUGGGCUAUGAUUUAAAAUAUGCCCAUACACAAUAUGUAUUGCACUAUGAUUUUAACUUAUUACUCACCAGGUGGAACACGAGUGCAUCAUUUCACUCCAUCUCACUCCAUUGAUGUUUUAUUUGAUAUUUUGAUGGACGUGUGUCCAAAUUUUGAUCAUGAAAUGUUAAUUUGGAUAGAUUCUCA
Molecule: messenger RNA, 3170 nt
Organism: Chelmon rostratus (copperband butterflyfish)
Lineage: Eukaryota; Metazoa; Chordata; Actinopteri; Chaetodontiformes; Chaetodontidae
Gene: ilvbl
Product: ilvB (bacterial acetolactate synthase)-like
Exons: 14
Coding region: 312-2180 (622 amino acids)
Biological process (GO): L-valine biosynthetic process
Cellular component (GO): acetolactate synthase complex
Molecular function (GO): acetolactate synthase activity; flavin adenine dinucleotide binding; thiamine pyrophosphate binding
Source: RefSeq, a predicted model, not a curated record